UUGAGUGAGAGAGAGAAAGAGAGCGCCGACUACGACGACCACCACCGGUGAGUGCGUAGCCAGUGUCAGGCUCCUCGGAUCGUCCACAGGACCGACCUUAUUCUGUCUGAGCCUCAACAGGAAACCAUUAACUGAUUUCUAUUAAAAAAAACUAAACAAAACAAAACUAAUUAAUUUAAACAGCAGCAACAAAAACAAUAGAGAAAGAAAGAGAAGAAAAAAAAGAGAAAAAUUCAUAAAAAGAAAAAGUCAAGGAAUUAAAGUGACAUCAUCAUCAUCAUCAUCAUCGUCGUUAUCGUUAUCAUCAUCGCCACAAACUACAAAAACAAGUACAUCCCUCAUUGGGAUACAUAUGUUUUAUUUGCUCUCAGUUGUAGUUUCGAUCGCAGAUGCUCGACAUGACAAGGUGUCAAGAAGGAGGAGGAGGAGGAGGAGAAGAAAGAGAGGAUAAUUGACGCGCGCCAAGCUGCUACUCACACAUCUUGGUUAUUUAUGAUUUUCCGUCAGCACUGUUUCGGCCAGAGCCCAGAUUCCAUUGGUACAGGUGAAUUCAUUUACAGAACCGUCAUCAUUGUCCUUACUAUAGAAACAUUAAUUCGCAACGGCAGCUUACAAAAAUCAGUUUCUAUGUGAAGCUGGUUCUAUGAAUUGUAUAAUAUUUUGGACAGUAAUUGUUUAACAAUGAGUUUAAAAUCUAGUGAAGAAUCACCAAUGAUAGAUCGUUUUUAUCCGUUAACUAUAAAACGCAGACUUUUAACUAUCGAUCAAGAGGUAAUUCACCAACACCCUGGAUUGGAAAACAGUAGAAAUUCAUCGAAACGCUUACACAAUGGUAUGUUCCGUCCGUACAGCCCAGAAAUUAAUUACUGUACAACGAAUCUAAAUCAAGAAAAAGGACACAGAUAUAAUACUAAUCUACAACAAUCAUCCAUGAACGAUGGGGAAGUUUUAAAAAGUAACGGGGUUGAUAUGAAAUGCACAGUUCCAUUAACGGAAGAUCAUAUAUUGGAGAGUAAACUACGUUCAUCAGAUCAGAAUAUAUGUUGUCCGCGUCAAAAUGAGAGUGAAGAUGGUAAGAUUAUUUUAACUGAAGAUAAUGAUGAAAGUAACGGUAAAACUGAUUUUAUGGAUAAAAAAUGUGAUGAUUCAGAUAUGGAAGAUUUUGGCAAACGGAAACAACGCCGCUACCGGACGACAUUCACAAGUUACCAAUUGGAUGAAUUAGAAAGAGCUUUCCAGAAAACUCAUUAUCCCGAUGUCUUUACCAGAGAGGAGUUAGCUAUGAGGAUUGAUUUAACGGAAGCACGAGUUCAAGUUUGGUUCCAGAAUCGCAGAGCAAAAUGGCGCAAGAAAGAAAAGGUCGGUCCGCAAUCCCAUCUUUAUGGCCCCUAUUCCAAUAACCUGAACGUUGGACGUGUUGGAGUGUUGUCCAGCCAUCAAAGUUAUGCGGAUCUCUUGAUGAAAUCCUACGAAAAUCAUAUUCUUGGUCGAUACACCCUGGCCUCGGCCCAGGGUGCUAACCCACAGUUCUCACCCCCAACGGCAGCAGCUGCUGCUGCUGCUGCUGCUGCUGCCGCCGCAGCUGGCUUUUACAGUCCUAUGGCGCUAGCAGCAGCAGCGGGACUAUCGUCCACGUCAUCGUCUCAGAUAAGAUCUUUUCCUUCGUUCAGCACACAUUUACCUCCCCCUGGCUCUUUCCAGCAUCUCUUGGCAAGUAUGACGUCAACGGCAGCGAAGACCCGCGACGGCAACAGUAACAGUAACGGGUCGCCUGCCAGCAACAAUGUUAGUUCUGGAGAGUCGACGUCGGCGUCGCAGUCUCCGCCGACCACAGCAGGGCUGACGGUCACUUCGGGAAGUUUCGCUGAUGCUGACAGGCGUUCGUCAAGUAUAGCUGCUCUUCGAAUGAGAGCCAGAGAACACGAAAUUAGGCUCGGGCUUAAUGGCAAAUGUAACAGUAUUGUUUAUUAAGGGGCGAAUAUUUGGGGGAAAAAAUAAAAAAUAAAGAAAACAAAAUAUUGUAAAAUUUACAACUAAAUUUAUAACAACGAAAUUCUGUGAAAUUUAGAGAAAAUAAUUGCAUUAAUUCCAUUAUUAACUAAUAUUUGUUCAUAAACUAAAUGGAAAGAUAAGGGAGUUUCUUUUUUUUUUAUUAUUUACAUUAACAUUUUUCUACCUGCCAAAUUUCGCAUUUAAUUCAAAAGAUUCGAGAAAUCCAAGAAAUAAAACUGAACGAAAAAAAAAAAACAUGAAACUAUGAGAAUCUAAAGUCAAAAAAGCAGCCGUUUGUUUUUUUCACUUCCAACAAUAAAAUUGUACAACUAAGUGUAGGAAAAUGCAAUAUUAACAAGAACAAUUCUGGAAGGACAUUUUUGCUUCAGAUCCUUUUAAUAUUGUAUUGCCAGAAAUAAUUUUAAUUUGUACUGCAAAAAAACAACAAAAAAAGCGAAAACAAAAAGGAAACAAAAACACAAAACAAAACUAGUUUUAAUUGCAUAACACGACCAAGGGUCCUGUUACAUGUACAAUAGAGUCUUUUAAUUAUUUCAUCGACCAAUUUGAUCAAAAUCUUCAUUCUCUUUCCACAGUAUUUCCGAUCUCUUUUCACUGAUGUCCAUGUAUGGAUGUAUGUAAUUCUGUGCAUGUGUUCAUGUGAUAUGUGUGUAUGUUUUUAUGUGUAUGUCUGAGACAAGAUGUGCAUGCAUAUGUGUGUGUGUACAUAUUU
Molecule: messenger RNA, 2725 nt
Organism: Octopus bimaculoides (California two-spot octopus)
Lineage: Eukaryota; Metazoa; Mollusca; Cephalopoda; Octopoda; Octopodidae
Biological process (GO): regulation of transcription by RNA polymerase II
Molecular function (GO): RNA polymerase II transcription regulatory region sequence-specific DNA binding; DNA-binding transcription factor activity, RNA polymerase II-specific
Source: RefSeq, a predicted model, not a curated record